GUACAGUAGUUAGCAAAACAAAAAACAAGCGGGUUUGUGUGUUUGAUGAGCAGAGUCAGAGCUGCAGGCCAGCAGGUGAUUCGUAUCCUUAAGGAGCUGAAGCAGAAAUAUCCUGACAAAGAGCUGGACCAGCUGGUGGAGCUGGCCAACUACUACGCACUGCUGCACCAACAGAAGAGCAGAGCCUUCUACCGCAUACAGGCGACUCGUAUGAUGAUUGGCGCCGGUAACGUCCUGAAGAAACACGCAGCCGAUCACGCUCGCCGUACAGCUGUAACUGACGAGGAAGCACCAGAAGACGACAACUUGGGGAUAUGCAGCCGCAUCUCAUUUGAAAGUGCCCACAGUCAGUGCAUGGAGAACUGUGGUGUUCUGACACUGGCUGUACUCUGCCAAGGCGGUCUGGGAGAGAACACCUUCUAUGUGGACUACAGGACAGAAGAUGGUUCAGCCAAUGCCGGGUCAGAUUACGAGUACGGCGAAGGAACGCUGGUGUUCAAACCGGGAGAGACUCGCAAAGAGAUAAAGGUCGGUAUAAUCGAUGACGACAUAUUCGAAGAGGAUGAGCACUUCUUUGUGCGCCUGCUGAAUCUGCGUGUUGGUGAUGCAGAAGGUAUGUUUGAGAGUGACGAAGCGGGUGCCACCCCCAAAGCUCGCUUGGUUGAACCCCUGGUUGCCACGGUCACCAUCCUGGAUGACGACCACGCCGGCAUCUUCACGUUCAGCGAGCGCAUGGUGCGGGUGAGCGAGAGUGUGGGCACUAUGGAAGUGACGGUGGCUCGCAACUCAGGCGCCCGAGGCACUGUCAUCCUGCCAUACCACACCGAGUCAGGCACCGCCAAGGCUGGAGAAGACUACGAGGACGUCCGAGGAGAGCUGGAGUUCACCAAUGACCAGACCACUCAGACUCUCCAAGUGAGGAUAAUUGAUGAUGAAGAAUAUGAAAAACAUGAAAACUUCUUCAUUGUGUUGGAGGAACCACGCUGGCUAAAGAGAGGAAUCUCAGCUCUGCUGCUCAACCAAGAGGGGGUGGAGGGGCAGAUGAGUGCUGAGGAAGAGGAGGCCCGGAGGAUAGCUGAGAUGGGGAAGCCCAUCCUGGGAGAGCACAGCCGCCUGGAGGUGGUCAUCGAGGAGUCAUAUGAGUUCAAGAGCACCGUUGACAAGCUCAUUAAGAAGACCAACUUGGCGCUGGUGAUCGGCACACACUCCUGGAGGGAACAGUUUGUGGAGGCAGUCACUGUCAGCGCAGGUGACGGCGAUGAUGAUGAGGAAGGUCGUGAGGAGCGCCUUCCAUCUUGUUACGACUAUGUCAUGCAUUUCCUCACCGUCUUCUGGAAGGUUCUGUUCGCCUGCGUCCCGCCCACAGAGUACUGGAACGGCUGGGCCUGUUUCUUCGUCUCCAUCAGUGUCGUUGGCCUCCUCACUGCCAUCAUCGGAGAUUUAGCGUCACACUUCGGCUGCACCGUGGGGCUCCGGGACACUGUGACCGCUGUGGUGUUUGUGGCAUUGGGAACUUCUAUUCCAGACACCUUUGCCAGCAAAGUGGCCGCCAUGCAGGACCAGCACGCCGAUGCGUCCGUUGGAAACGUCACGGGUAGCAACGCUGUCAACGUGUUCCUGGGGAUCGGCGUGGCCUGGUCAGUGGCCGCCGUCUACUGGAGAAUCAAGGGGAAGGAGUUCAAGGUGGACCCGGGGUCUCUGGCCUUCUCCGUCACACUCUUCACCAUCUUCGCUUUCAUCUGCAUGGCUGUGCUCCUGUUCAGACGCCGGCCCUCCAUCGGCGGAGAGCUCGGCGGCCCGAAGGUGCCCCGCCUCCUGACCAGCCUGCUGUUCCUGGGUCUGUGGUUCCUCUACAUCCUUUUCUCCAGCCUGGAGGCCUACUGCCACAUCAACGGCUUUUAAAAAAGAGAUGGAGAAAGCUCUGGAAGAAUACUGCACAGCAACACGCGCAUAUACUUUAGCAUUCAGCCCAUACAGUCCACAGUUCGACACGCAACAACAAAGUGUAAGAUUCAUUCGUUUAACAGGGCUCAUUUCAGCCUGUAGGUGUCCUGAUCUUUAAUGCAGGGAUACUAAAAUACUACAGAUACAUGUUCAGGCACGCGCACACACACUUUACAGUAUGUACACAUGUGUAAACAGAUCAUAACAGACACACACAGGCACAGUUACUGGCAUGAUAAAGGGUGAGAGGAAGUGUUUGUGAGGGGUGAGGAGUGUGAAUAGGAAAGGCUGCUGCAGCAACGUCAGGAGGGAGAAGACAGAGAGAGUAACUGUGGAGUUUUAGAGGUAAAGACAGGGUCAGCCGCUAGAGUGCUGUUUCUUUCUGUGGCAGGGAAGUUUAUUUUUAAAGUCAGGUACGUUUAGGUCGGAUUAGAGAAUCAGACCACCGAUGAGAGCAUCAGGCCAGUUAGUGUUAAGAUGGAAAAGAAACCAGUGCACGUCGGACAAAAUUUCUCCGUCUUGAGUUUCAUCGAAGAAACAACCUUUGUUUUCCUACAACAAAACCUGUCCCUCCCACCUCCUCUGGUACGGCUCCACAUGUCUUCACUGAGGAGGUGGAGAGCUGUGUGAAAUAAGGAGUGGAAUGUUUACAGUAACAAUAACAUUCAGUUUGUUUACUACGGGAGAUUCUUAUCAAGUGGCGAUGCUUGUCUAAUACACGGUGUAGGUGAAGGCCUUUCUCCACAUGCGCUGUAAAUAGUAAAAACCAGUGUAAAUACAGAGUGGAGUGUUUUCAGGAGUCAGAUAGUGAUGCCUUCCACUGAAAGAAGUUAGAGAAGGUGGAAAAAAAGGAUCCCCCAGAAUGUGAAGCUACUUUUCUGUGCACAAAGUCAAAUUACAGCAGAAAAGAAAAGGAAAAUCAGCAGUCAGAUAUUUGCUUUAAUGUUUUCACAAACAUUUAAAAACAAUUAAUGACAGCAUGAUAAACACAGACUAAAGUCAUAGCUGACCAAACAAAUGAAUGAUAAACUGGUAAAAUAAAAGUGUAAAGGUGGCUUACGGUUUUCAGAGCCAUACCUCCCCAGCAUCUUGCCGUCAUUCCAGUCAGACGUGUCUCUCUCUGACGGAGGUUUUUAUAUCAAACUGGAGGAUUAUUUUUUGCAUGUGUAGCCAGAUACGGAGCAUCUUCACAUAAUAAGUCACAUAUAUAACAUGUAAAAGGGAAUGAACAGAAUCCGCGUGUAGAUUACAUCCCUGCGUUUGUGUGUAGCGACAGACUAAUCCAUUACUGUGGCAUGUAUCCUGACAGACUAACCCUCUAUCUUUAGUGACAGCAGCAUGUCGGACAAACAUGCAUGGGCGGUCGAACAAGACUCAACAGUGUUACUUUACUUUAUACAGUGAAGCCUCUGAAGCCAGUAAAUAACAAUUUAAGUCAUUUAAUUUAGUCAAAAUAGAUUCCAAUCAUCAAUAUUCAGUCAGCAGCAUAUUGAUCAGGACACAAGAUCCUAUUCUACACAUUAGUUAGGAUGCAGGAUGUGUGUCUACCCCACACUGAUGCUUCAAGAUAGCACCCGUACAAUGCCUUAAGGAAAACUCUCAAGUGAAAAACUAGUUUUCAAGCUUUCAGCUGUACAAACUGCACAGGCUGCAUUUUGUUUGAUGUAACUAAAACUUUCUGUGGUGUGUUUUUCUUUUGUCUUUAGUUGACAAAGUUUUAGUUUGCAAUACCUGAAGGGAGAGUCACUGUAGGAAAACUAUGAGCUGUCUGAAGUUUCCACCGGUUCAGCUGACCCACGUAACACUGGGUGUUUCUCUUCCUGUGGAAAGGGGUUGUCGUAAUUCGUCCCUGCCCGCCCGUCUGUGUUUAUAUGCGAACUAGUAAGUAAAUCUUUCACCUCAGUCGAUUUCCUUUUCUGAAACGAAAAUUGGAAAACUGUAAAAAAUGAAAAUGAGGAAAAUGUUUUUUCACUCAGUUUGAAAAAGUGGAUAUCAAAGCGUUUUCUGACAGGAAAUUGAAUUUAUAGAAAAAAGGCUCGGAAUUUAGUUUUUCAUUUUUCUUGAUGAGGAACCAUAUAUCUGGGGUUAAUUAACCCUAACAACCCUUCAACGUUAACAACAGGUUCGUGCAUCGUCUGUGUCCAGUCUGUAAAUAAGCACAAGACAAGUGCAAGACAACAGUGGUCUGUUCCGGCGGGUCAAAUUAAUCCACAGUGCCUGGAGCACAUUGGACAACGCCAAGGUGCUCGCUGUUAAAACUAAACUAAACUAAACCAUCAUCACAAACAAAGCAUUAUUUGUUCUUG
Messenger RNA from Xiphias gladius (swordfish), 4250 nucleotides. RefSeq names its product sodium/calcium exchanger 2-like. Gene Ontology annotation, biological process: sodium ion transmembrane transport; cell communication; calcium ion import across plasma membrane. Gene Ontology annotation, molecular function: calcium:sodium antiporter activity. The record is from RefSeq and is a predicted model, not a curated record. The transcript is spliced from 11 exons. Gene Ontology annotation, cellular component: sarcolemma; axon; postsynapse. The coding region runs from base 46 to 1902 and encodes 618 amino acids. Lineage: Eukaryota; Metazoa; Chordata; Actinopteri; Istiophoriformes; Xiphiidae.